Messenger RNA from Glycine soja, 354 nucleotides. RefSeq names its product purine permease 1-like. NCBI's taxonomy places the organism in Eukaryota, Viridiplantae, Streptophyta, Magnoliopsida, Fabales, Fabaceae. The record is from RefSeq and is a predicted model, not a curated record. Bases 1 to 354 code for a protein of 117 amino acids. Gene Ontology annotation, molecular function: purine nucleoside transmembrane transporter activity. The transcript has a single exon. Gene Ontology annotation, cellular component: membrane.
AUGAAGCGCCUUCUUCACAUGACAAACUGUCUCUUACUCACCAUUGGCACCUCCGCUGGCUCCCUCGUCAUGCGUCUCUACUUCCUCCACGGCGGCCACCGCGUCUGGCUCUCCAGCUUCCUCAAAACCGCCGGCUUCCCCCUCGCCGUCUCCUACCUCCGCCACCGGAACCGCCAACCAAAAUUAAUCUCAAUGAAGCCCUCUGUCCUCGCCGCCUCCGCCUUCGUCGGAAUCUUCACCGGCCUCGACGACUACCUCUACGCCUACGGCGUGGCGCGACUUCCGGUCUCCACUUCCGCCCUCAUCUUCGCAACGCAACUCGGCUUCACCGCGUUCCUUCAAGUGAAGCAAUGA